Messenger RNA from Enterobius vermicularis (human pinworm), 629 nucleotides. NCBI's taxonomy places the organism in Eukaryota, Metazoa, Nematoda, Chromadorea, Rhabditida, Oxyuridae. The record is from the annotation of a GenBank genome assembly.
AUGUGGUGUAUUCUCAAGGAAGGUGGGUUAUUUUUUCUCGGCGUCCCAACUGGUAUGGAUGGUCUCUUCUACAAUGCUCACAGAGUUUAUGGUCGGAUCAGGCUGCCAAUGAUGUUCAACGGGUUUGACCUACUGAACGUAUUUUAUGGAGAAAAUGCAAACCCUGUUAAUUUGACUGCAUCGUAUUUUGAACAAAGAAAUACGGCACAGCACGUAUUUGUUCUGAAGAAAACAAAGUAUGCAGAAAGGUUUGAUUUCGCUGUAUCUUUCUCAAGCGUAGAGCACAGUGAAUUAGGUCGUUAUGGCGACCCCUUAGGCGAAAAAUAUCAUAAUUUGCAAAGAAAUCCGGUUGGUGACAUUCGUGAAAUGCAGAAAAUGUGGUGUAUUCUCAAAGAAGGAGGCUUAUAUUUUCUCGGCAUUCCAACUGGUAUGGAUGGUCUUUUCUACAAUGCUCACAGAGUUUAUGGUCGGGUCAGGCUGCCAAUGAUGUUUAACGGUAUGAUAGUCAUAAUGUCAUUCUAUACUGUUCGUAAAUACAGUUUUCUAAUAUUCCACUUGCAUAUGCAAAAAACGACGUAUUCCCAAAUAAAAGAAUGUAUUGAGAUUUUGUGUAGAUACAUGGUAUAGGC